CCUCGCCACCCCUCCGCUCGCCUCGCUGCACGCUCCGAGGUCUAAGAGUCUCCACUCUUCUCCAUCAGGUGGAGCCGUCCGCGCCUCCCGCCCCCCGCCUCGCCAGCGAACUGCGCGCAGGCACCUUGCAGCGCUAGGAGGUUAACCGAGCCCCCGGAGGAGGUGAGGCCAAGGAGCGGCCGGGCGGAGAUGGCCGGGCCGCCGUCGGGGCUGGCGCCAGAGCCCGGCCGGCUGUGGGUCCUGCAGCUUCAGUGAAAGGAGCCCUUCUGUCACUCGUCACUGGCUCCCGCGCCCGCCCGCUCGCGAGCUCGCUGUGGGAGGAGCCCGCCGGAGGAAGCCAAGCCGUGCGCCGGGGCCGCCGAGAGCCACAGAAUGGAUCUGCUCCGAGCGGGGACGCCGCUGACGAGCCCGGCUUCCCGCGGCGGCUAGGCGCCGGCCCCUGGCCUCGGCAGGCUGCGGAGACCCGGAGGCCCGAGCAGAGCGGGGCCGCGCCGAGGGACGGACGCGCGGACAGACCGAUGGUUGGCGCGAACCCGGGAGCAGCGCGGCGGAGGCUGAGCACGGCGAGCCGCCCGGGAGGAGAAACUAACUGCCGACCCAAGUUGCCGCGCCGGCUCUCCCUGGCCGCGCUGAGGAAUGAAACCUUUCCAGCUCGACCUGCUCUUCGUGUGCUUCUUCCUUUUCAGUCAAGAGCUGGGCCUCCAGAAGAGAGGAUGCUGUCUGGUGCUGGGCUACAUGGCCAAGGACAAGUUUCGGAGAAUGAAUGAAGGCCAAGUAUACUCCUUCAGCCAGCAACCCCAGGACCAGGCCGUGGUGUCGGGCCAGCCAGUGACGCUGCUGUGCGCCAUCCCCGAGUACGAUGGCUUCGUCCUGUGGAUCAAAGACGGCUUGGCUCUGGGUGUGGGCAGGGACCUCUCAAGUUACCCGCAGUACCUGGUGGUAGGGAACCACCUGUCAGGGGAGCAUCACCUGAAGAUCCUGCGAGCAGAGCUGCAAGACGACGCCGUGUACGAGUGCCAGGCCAUCCAAGCUGCCAUUCGCUCUCGCCCCGCACGCCUCACUGUCCUAGUGCCACCUGAUGACCCAGUCAUUCUGGGGGGACCUGUGAUCAGUCUGCGGGCCGGGGACCCCCUCAACCUCACCUGCCACGCAGACAACGCCAAGCCUGCGGCCUCCAUCAUCUGGUUGCGGAAGGGAGAGGUCAUCAAUGGGGCCACCUACUCCAAGACCCUGCUGCGAGACGGCAAGCGUGAGAGCAUUGUGAGUACCCUCUUCAUCUCCCCGGGCGAUGUGGAGAAUGGGCAGAGUAUCGUGUGCCGAGCCACCAACAAAGCCAUCCCGGGAGGGAAGGAGACUUCGGUCACCAUCGACAUCCAGCACCCCCCACUUGUCAACCUGUCAGUAGAACCACAGCCAGUGCUGGAGGACAACGUCGUCACGUUUCACUGCUCUGCAAAGGCCAACCCAGCUGUCACCCAGUACAGGUGGGCCAAGCGAGGCCAGAUCAUUAAGGAAGCAUCUGGGGAAGUGUAUCGGACCGCCGUGGACUACACGUACUUCUCAGAGCCUGUGUCCUGCGAGGUGACCAAUGCCCUGGGCAGCACCAACAUCAGCCGCACAGUGGACGUCUACUUUGGGCCCAGGAUGACCACAGAGCCCCAGUCACUGCUCGUGGAUCUGGGCUCUGAUGCUGUCUUCAGCUGUGCCUGGACAGGCAACCCCUCCCUGACCAUCGUCUGGAUGAAGCGAGGUUCGGGCGUGGUGCUAAGCAAUGAAAAGACCCUGACCCUCAAAACCGUCCGCCAGGAGGAUGCUGGGAAGUACGUGUGCCGAGCCGUGGUGCCCCGCGUGGGAGCCGGGGAGCGAGAGGUGACCCUCACAGUCAAUGGACCCCCCAUCAUCUCCAGCACCCAGACCCAGCAUGCCCUGCAUGGGGAGAAGGGCCAGAUCAAGUGUUUCAUCCGGAGCACGCCGCCACCCGACCGAAUCGCCUGGUCCUGGAAGGAGAAUGUGCUGGAGUCGGGGACGUCGGGGCGCUACACAGUGGAGACGGUCAGCACGGAAGAGGGGGUCAUCUCCACGCUGACAAUCAGCAACAUCGUGCGGGCCGACUUCCAGACCAUCUACAACUGUACCGCCUGGAACAGCUUCGGCUCCGACACGGAGAUCAUCCGGCUCAAGGAGCAAGGUUCGGAAAUGAAGUCGGGAGCCGGGCUGGAAGCAGAAUCUGUGCCGAUGGCCGUCAUCAUCGGGGUGGCCGUAGGAGCUGGCGUGGCCUUCCUCGUCCUUAUGGCAACCAUUGUGGCCUUCUGCUGUGCCCGCUCCCAGAGAAAUCUCAAAGGGGUUGUGUCGGCCAAGAAUGACAUCCGAGUGGAGAUUGUCCACAAGGAGCCGGCCUCCGGUCGGGAGGCCGAGGAACACCCCACCAUUAAGCAGCUGAUGAUGGACCGGGGUGAAUUCCAGCAAGACUCAGUACUGAAGCAGCUGGAAGUUCUCAAAGAAGAGGAGAAGGAGUUUCAGAACCUGAAGGACCCCACGAAUGGCUACUACAGCGUCAACACCUUCAAAGAGCACCACUCGACCCCCACGAUCUCGCUAAGCAGCUGCCAGCCGGACCUGCGCCCCGCGGGCAAGCAGCGCGUGCCCACGGGCAUGUCCUUCACCAACAUCUACAGCACCCUGAGCGGCCAGGGCCGCCUCUACGACUACGGGCAGAGGUUCGUGCUGGGCAUGGGCAGCUCGUCCAUCGAGCUCUGCGAGCGGGAGUUCCAGAGGGGCUCCCUCAGCGACAGCAGCUCCUUCCUGGACACGCAGUGUGACAGCAGCGUCAGCAGCAGCGGCAAGCAGGACGGCUACGUGCAGUUCGACAAGGCCAGCAAGGCCUCGGCCUCCUCCUCCCACCACUCCCAGUCCUCUUCCCAGAACUCCGACCCCAGCCGACCCCUGCAGCGGCGGAUGCAGACUCACGUCUGAGGAGCCCAACCCGGGGCUGGGGAGGGCUGCGGGGCGCUGGGGAGGGGGGGCGUGCCACCUUCUGGCUCUCCAGAGACUGUGGGUGCUUUGCAGAGGACCCCAGAACCGGCCGCUUCCGGGACAGCCCCCCGAGUGCCUCUGCCGCCGCCCUCCUCCGAAGCCCUGAUCAAGCACAAAUCCGGGUCCCCAGCUGCAGGUGCCAGAGGCGGGCCGGUGGGGACGCGGCCAGAGGAGGCCGCUGCGAGCGCUGUGCUCGGUGCUGGAUACUCGAUCCCCGGCCCUUUCCUGGAGGCCCCUCCCACAGGCACUCGAGGCAGCUAGAACUUGGCUUUAAUGAAACUGCCGUCCACUCUCCGGCCUCCCCACGAGCUCUACCCCUUGCUACCCGCAGCCCUAUCCCUGUGCCUGUCGCUCCUCCACACCCCGGGGGAGAGGGGAGGUGAGGCGCUUCCCAGCCCUGAGCUGCCCGCCAGACCCCCAGCGCCCCCUGCUGCUCAGAGCCCAGACCCUGGAUGCGGAGAAGCCAGAAAUGGCCCUAGAAUAUCUCUCCCACCAGACUGGCCGUGAGCCCGCCCCCAGUUUGUUCGGUGUUUUGUGUCCAUACUCUUGCAGUUCUGUCCUUGGACUUGAGGCCUCUGAACUCUGAGGUGGGACUGGCCCAGUCAGAGACUGGUGUCCUGGGAGGGGCAGGAGGGAACAGGGGCGCACCUGGGGAAACUUGCCCAACACUCCCCUCGCCAGGCUGUGCAGUUCAGAACCUCCCCACCCACCCCUGCUUCCUGUGCUGCCCUCCUCCCCUACAGCACCAUCGGAGCUAAUAUAAGAAGUGUGAGAGCUUCUCUGGGCCCGGGUUCUUCAGUUAUCUCAGAGAGUGUUUCCUGGAGCUCAUAGGGCUUAAGGGGACUAGAGGUCAGGUCUUUAAAAUGAUGAGACUAAGCUUCUCAGCUGCUGAGUCUCCAGGGGCCCAGAUCCACACAAGGAACAAUGGUUCUGCCUUCUGCAGGACUCCACGGGCAAGAGAGAAAGUCCAUCUACACAUCAUCCCACCUACUCGCCAGCUGAAAAUAAAUGUUAGGGCCGUUACUCCACCAUAUCCGUUCUGUCCUUUCAUUCCUGAAGAGCCAUGGGAAGAAGCCAAGAGCUCAGAGUAUGCUCUGGGAACACAAAGUUCUUUGCCCUUCUUUGAUUCAAUUGUCCUAGAUAAUGAAAGCAGGUGAUAGUUCUGGAUUUGGUGGCAACAGCCCCUACAAGCAGGCUCCUCUCCCCGUGAAUGGGCUCAGCCCAGAGGGUGUGCAAAGGCAGGACCCAUGCCCAAUACAGUGCAGAGGCAACAUGGUCAUCCUGGGCUUUAGAGGGGUCAUUCUAGGCCUUUCUCUCAGCAAUGUGCUGCCAGGGAAGCUCCCUCUGUUAGAGGUUCGGGGCAGGAGGCUCUCUUCAAAGAGCGUAUGCCACUGAACACCCUAAGACUUUGAGCCUCAAAUAAUGUCAGAAUGGCUUUGUUUGAAUGGAAGACUCUAGGUAGGGAUGGCAGACCAGACGGGAUGGACAGAUAGGGGCAAAUUAGAGUGCUGGCUGAGAAGCGGGAUCCAAAUGGAGCUUUGGAAAACCCAAAGUGUCCCUGAGGU
Molecule: messenger RNA, 4598 nt
Organism: Ailuropoda melanoleuca (giant panda)
Lineage: Eukaryota; Metazoa; Chordata; Mammalia; Carnivora; Ursidae
Gene: KIRREL3
Product: kirre like nephrin family adhesion molecule 3
Exons: 18
Coding region: 637-2973 (778 amino acids)
Biological process (GO): cell-cell adhesion; synapse assembly
Cellular component (GO): plasma membrane; cell-cell junction
Molecular function (GO): cell adhesion molecule binding
Source: RefSeq, a predicted model, not a curated record